Molecule: messenger RNA, 827 nt
Organism: Ochlerotatus camptorhynchus
Lineage: Eukaryota; Metazoa; Arthropoda; Insecta; Diptera; Culicidae
Gene: san
Product: Probable N-acetyltransferase san
Exons: 3
Coding region: 47-655 (202 amino acids)
Biological process (GO): mitotic sister chromatid cohesion
Cellular component (GO): NatA complex
Molecular function (GO): N-acetyltransferase activity
Source: RefSeq, a predicted model, not a curated record
AUUGAAAACGGUGACAUCAAAGCUGUAUUAUAAAAUCAAACACACAAUGACCAGGGCCAACAUUGAACUAGGCGAUGUCACCCAUCACAAUCUGAAACAGCUGAAGAAAAUAAACACGGUCGUACUGCCGGUGCUGUACAACGACAAGUUCUAUCUGGAUGUGCUGGAAUCGGGAGAGCUAGCGAAGCUGGCCUACUACAAUGAUGUGGUUGUUGGGGCCGUCUGUUCCCGGAUCGACACCUCGGACAACAUGCGAAGGUUGUACAUUAUGACGCUGGGAUGCUUGUAUCCUUACCGACGGCUUGGCAUCGGAACUGUGAUGGUCAAACAUAUCCUAAACUAUGUGGAAAAUGAUGGCAACUUCGACAGCAUAUUCCUGCAUGUGAAGGUCGAUAACGAGGGCGCAAUCGAGUUCUACAAAAAGUUCGGCUUCGAAAUUGUCGAAACCAAGCAGCACUAUUACAAACGCAUCGAACCGGCCGAUGCUCACGUGCUGCAGAAGACUCUGACCAGACGCGGCAACCCAGGACAACAGCAGCAGCAGCAACAGCAUCAUCAGAACGGAACCGCCGGAGGAAAUAACGUAAACCAGAGCAGUCAGAGCAUUCAAAAUUCAACCUCCCAACUACAGCAAGCCCCGGAGAAGAACCGAUAAAUGGCACUGGCUGGCUGAGAGGCUCGGUGGCCAUCCGCUGCUGAAGGUGGCGAACACAAAAAAAUCGACGGUAGGAGUUUAUUCGAUUUGUUAUUUAUUACGUACCGGUUGUAUUACUACGUUCCGGGAAUACUUUUCAAAGUUUCAGAUGUCGCACCAAAUUUCAGUUUCC